Molecule: messenger RNA, 411 nt
Organism: Apiotrichum porosum
Lineage: Eukaryota; Fungi; Basidiomycota; Tremellomycetes; Trichosporonales; Trichosporonaceae
Exons: 4
Coding region: 1-411 (136 amino acids)
Biological process (GO): endoplasmic reticulum to Golgi vesicle-mediated transport
Cellular component (GO): TRAPP complex
Source: RefSeq, a predicted model, not a curated record
AUGACCGUCCACGCGCUCUGGGUCAUCAACAAGGCCGGCGGUCUCGUCUUCAGCAGGUCGUACACAGACACCCUCCCCCCACUCCCGCUCAACACGGUGCUCAUCCUCGCGGGAACCCUGCACGGUAUCCACGCCAUUACCUCGCGCCUGGCACCGGCCCCACCUCCCGGCGCGCCCCAGGCAGGACUGGAGAGCUUUGAGGCUGAGGGUUGGGGCGGGAAAGUGUUCUUGACGCCUACUGGAACCAAGUUUGUCCUCCUCCACUCCAUCGGCCACGCUGGGCUUGACGACCUCCUCAAGAGGGUAUACGAGAUUUUCAUGAAGAAUCCCUUCCACACCCCGGAGAUGCCCAUCAACUCGGCGCAGUUUGACACUCGUCUCCAGACCCUCAUGGCGACCGUCAACGCGUAA